Molecule: messenger RNA, 2745 nt
Organism: Rotaria sp. Silwood2
Lineage: Eukaryota; Metazoa; Rotifera; Eurotatoria; Philodinida; Philodinidae
Source: the annotation of a GenBank genome assembly
AUGUCCAAUCGACAACAAUCACGUGGACGUGGAGGUGGUGGUGGUGGUGGUCGAGGCGGUGGCGGUGGUUUCGGCUUUGGAAAUCGUGGUGGUGGAUUUGGCAGGGGAAACUAUCGAGGUCGAGGUAGUUUUCAAGGUGGAAAUCGUGGUGGUGGAUUUGGUGGGGGACAAAACCGAGGUCGAGGUGGUUUUCAAGGUGGAAAUCGUGGUGGUGGAUUUGGUGGGGGACAAGAUCGAGGUCGAGGUGGAAAUCGUGGUGGAGGAAAAUUUGGUGAAGUAAAUCGUGAAUUUAUGACAGAUAGUAUUUAUGUUGGUCAAUUACCUGCUGAUAUUAAAGAAAAUGAUUUAAAAAACCUAUUUCCAAAAGCAAAAAAUGUCACAUUAACACCAGCUGAAGGAAAAAAACCUGGUCAUGCUUUUCUUUCCUUUUCGGAUGGUGCUUCAGCAGCAGCUGCCGUUAAGCAAGGAGCUACUUUUAAAAAUACUGAACUUAAAGUAGCCUUUCAAACUAAACGUGCUGAACCACAAAAACGAACUUCAAAUACCAACGAUAAUGCAGGUCCUAAAGCGAAAAAACUCAAAAGUGAUACAUUUGAAGGAACAGGACUGGCAGCCAAUAAUAAUAUGCCAAAAAAAGGAAAAAAACCAAUCGAUUCUGAUGAAGACGAUGAUGAUGAUGAUGAUGAAUCUAUGGAUUUUGAUGCUGAAGACGAUUCAGAUGAUGACGACGAUGAUGAAUCAGAUGAAGAUGACGAACAAGAAAAAAAAAUUAAACAAACUGUCGCUAAAAUGAUUGGUGGAGGAAAAUCGGCUCCUUCAAAAUCAGCAGCUGGUAAAAACGUUGAAGAUGAUGAUGAUGAUGACGACGAUGAAUCGGAUGAUGAUGAUGACGACGACGAUGAUGAUGAAGAAGAUGAAGAUGAAAAACCAUCUAAAUUACAAAAAACUACAACACCGUCAUCAAAACAAUCGACUCCAACUGUUAGUCUAGAUAAAACAAAAGGCAAAUCACCACUUAAUAAAUCACCUGCGAUUGAUAAUUCAUUUCAGAAAAAAAACAAGCCUGACCAAACAGUUUCUGAUAAGCCAACAUUAUCUAAACCUCAAAAACGAUCAGUUGAUUUUGCUGAUAAAUCAAGUCCUCAAGCCAAAAAACUUAAGAAUGAUACUUCAACUGGUGGUAAAAAUAUUCCUGUAGUUAAUAAGAAUGUUUUGAAAGGAAAGGGUAAUACAUAUGAUGAUGAUGAUGAUGAUGAUGAUGAUGAUGAUGAUGAUGAUGAUGACGAUGACGACGAUGAUGAUGAUGAACCAACACCUAAGAAAUCUAUCGUUAAGCCAUCUGUUACUGGAAAACAAACUAAACCUAUUGCUAAGCCGUCCCUUCAAGAUGAUGAUGAUAGCGAUGAUGACGAUGAUGAUAGUGAUGAUGACGAUGAUGAUAGCGAUGAUGAUGAUGAUAGUGAUGAUGAUGAAGAAGAAACACCCAAGCAAUCUGUCGUCAAACCAUCACCCACUGGAAAACAAAUGAAAACUGCCGUCAAAAUAUCUUUCGCUCAAGAUGACGAUGAUGAUAGUGAUGACGACGACGAUGACGACGAUGAAUCAACUAAACCUGCUGCCAAAAGGCCAUCAGCUCCUGAAGAUGAUGAUGACGAUGACGACGAUGAUGAAGAAGAAACACCCAAAAAAUCUGUCGUCAAACCAUCAUUUGUUGGAAAACCAAUGAAAAAUGCCGUCAAAACAUCUUUCGCUCAAGAUGACGAUGAUGAUAGUGAUGACGACGAUGAUGAUGAGGAUGACGACGAUGAAUCAACCAAACCACUACAAGCUCCAGAAGACGACGACGACGAUGAUGAUGAUGACGAUGAUGAUGACGACGAUGAUGAUGAUGACGAUGAUGACGAUGAAGAAGAAACUGUUUCACCACCACUUAAAUCUGGAUUUAAACAAUCAUCAGCAGCUCCUAUUACUCCUAAACAAAGUCAAACGUCCAAAACUACGAAAUCUGAAUCUAAACCAACACCACUACAAAAUAAACAAAAAGUUGGAAGUGAAACAACCAAACAAGACACUUCAAAUAAACCACUUGAUAAAACUCAAUUGUAUAUAAAUUCAAUAAAAGAAAGUAUUAGUGUAUCGGAUAUGAAAUCUCUCUAUCCAAAAGCAAAAUCAGUUAAAAUGCAAAAACGAAAAGUUGGUCCAAAUCAUAAAAUGAUGCAAUUUGCUUUUGUUACAUUUGAAAAUGAAUCCGAAUGUAGUGAUGCAUUCAAAGCUCAUACACAUAUUGGUGGUGAAAAAGUUAAUAUAUCUUAUGCGUUUUCAAAAAACGAUAAACAAACAAAACCAACAGCUACUGAUUCAAAUAUAAAUUCAGAAAACAAAAAACAAACAACUUCAGCAGAAAAUACAAAUAAAAAACAAACAGUUUCAACAGAUAAUACAAACAAAAAGCAAGAAACUACAGCAGAAAUGCAAACGUUAACUGAUUCAAUAUAUGUUGGUCAAUUACCUGAAAGUGUUGAAGAAUCUGAUAUAAAAAAGCUUUUUCCAAAAUCAACUAAAAUCGAAUUACAUCCGGCUAAAACUAAUAAGAAAGGUGUUCGACCCGGUUUUGCUUUUGUUACUUUUCCUGAUGAUAAUUUAGCAGCUGCUGCUAUUAAACUUGGCCCAUCAUUAAAACUUAAAAAUACACAAUUAAAAGUUAAUUAUCGAACAAAACGAACAACACCAACUGCAAGUGAAUAA